GUGGUGUUGCAUAGUGCCGGACACAUAGACGCUUUGAGUCAGGAAAGACACACACUGAAACCUCACAGGUUAAUUUGUAUUGAGAUUGCCGGACACAUAGACGUGUUGAGUGAGGAUAGCUGCAUACUGAAAGCUCACAGAUGGAUUGGUUUUUGAACCCUUUGAGUGGGGAUAGCUACAUACUGAAACCUCACGAGUUGAGUGUUAUUGGAUAG
Ectocarpus sp. CCAP 1310/34 is the source of this 215-nucleotide messenger RNA. Lineage: Eukaryota; Phaeophyceae; Ectocarpales; Ectocarpaceae. The record is from the annotation of a GenBank genome assembly.